AUGGAGAUUACAACGAGUAAGAAAGCAAAUGAAAAUAAAUCUGAAAGGUAUGUUGCAGAAAUUUACUGCUUUAAGUCGGGGAGGUCAUCAGAAUCAUCCUAUCUGUAUAUUUGCGUUCACAAAAUGCUGCUCAUGCUGCUACAAAAUGAUCUGUUUCAUGAGCCACAGAGCCAUUCCAAACAACGGGUAGCUACUCGGUGUAGACACGAUUCUACUCUAGCUGUAUAUGUAUGUAUGUAUAUGUAUAUACACAUAUAUAUUUCCAGCAGAAUGUGAUUCAGCAGCAUUUUCUGCUCUCGAUUGAGGACGGUAUUAAUACCAUGGUUCAUACAAUGCAACUUUAGCGUUGCAUUUCGAAUUUUGAACCGGGUGCCUUUGAACGUAGCAUUCUACUUGUAGCAAAAUAUGAUUGCUUCCUAUACGAAUUAUAUGGAAUACUUUCCAUGCAGACUUGUCUGUAAAAGGGUUGUUAUAUGACACUAUUAAUAUAUGUAGUAUGUAUAGAAUAUUCAAAAAGAGAAUAUACCACAGUGAUAUAUGUUAUGAGACAAACAAAGCUGAAACAAGCCAAGCAUAUAUUAUGCAAUUUCCGCUACAUGCAGAGCUAUACAUAUGCAGCACCAGGUGGCGCCUGAAUUAUCAAUUGUCAUUUUCACUAUGAAGUUUUCAUAUUGGUAAGAUUUAAAAUUUUUGCUGUAUUUUGUACAUUGUAGUUUGAUGAUGGUGAUCACGUGAUCAACAUAUGUUCAUCAUCAAGGAACUGUGAAAAUGAUAGAGAACUCGUGAUCGCGAUGAUGACGAAUCCUUUUCAUAGCGUUUUCCUGUAAAGAUGUCUUCUUUGCCCGCGUUUUUCAAUUAUUUUUGUCGCAAAAUUCAGGUUUCCUCUCUGAUUUUGCAGAAACAUUUGCAUUAGUCACGUGGUGAAGGGGUGGGGUCAGCCCUCGUGCCCUGAUUAAAUGAAAUAGAUGCAAUAGACAUAAAUAAUGCAACCAAAGGACCCAUAUUAUAUAUAAAUGGUGCAAUCUCAUUUACUGAUUGGAUUUGAUUCAUGUUUGAUUUUGUUUUGUUUUGUUUUGUUUUUUGUUUUGUUUUGUUUAUUUCUAUUUCUGAUUUACUUGUCUAACAGUUCCGUAUUCAAUGAGCUCCUCUCAAAAGGAAGCGACGCCCUUUCCAAUGGCGAUCUUGCAACAGCUGAGAAUCAUUAUUCAACAGCCCUGAAAUUGGUAUCACCAGAACGAAAAACGAAGGAAAUGAGAACGUGCUUCGAAGAACUUGGUAACAUCUACUUGGAAUAUGGCAACAAAACUAAAUCCGGAGACGACUUCACAAAAGCAACAGCGUUAUAUAACGCAGCACUAGCAAGAUGUGCAAGCACUGAAGAUGAGUUCAAAAAGCACCUAAUAAGUCGCAUUAAAGAAGCAGAGAGGCAGUUUUUAAGUUCCAUUCUCCCAGAAAGCUCAGCAAUAGACUUUCCCGACUAUGAAAACGACAUCAAACACAAAGAUGUGUUAGAGAAGAUUCGUGACAGCUGCAAAGACGUCAUUCGUCAGGUUGACUUUGAGUGUGACCCAGGAGUAAUGCCUCUUGAUGAAGAACAACGAGUGGUGUUGGAAAAAAGGCGAACCAAUUUGAUAUCAACACUUUUCCGACAAAUAUCCAAAGACAUGAUUGGCUUCAUUCAAAUGCUCAUCGAAGAAUGUGCAUCAGUGCUAGGCAACGCACCUUGUCGAUUUGCAGUGAUUGGGCUUGGCUCAUUGGCUCGGAACGAAAUGACUCCUUAUUCUGAUGUGGAAUUCGCAAUUCUCCUUGAGGACGGUGCGGAAACGGAAUCCAACUUGGAAUAUUUCCGCAACAUAACACGCUAUUUGCACUUGAAAGUUCUCAACUUAGGCGAGACAAUUUUACCUUCAAUGGGUAUCACCUCGUUAAAUGAUUUCUACUCUGGCGAUCCUGCACGCAUGUGGUUCUUCGAUGAUGGUCCAAAAGGGUUUUCCUUCGAUGGAGCAAUGCCAUUGGCAAGCAAGUAUCCACUUGGUCGUAAGGAAACUCAAACUAAAGAAGCCCUUGAACUGAUUAAAACACCAGACAACAUGGCCGCACUGCAAAGCGAGCAACUUGCUAUCAAAGAAGGCUACCACUUGGCUGAUAUGUUGGCCACUUCGGUGUUUAUCACAGGCGAUGAAGAACUAGUUAAAUUGUACAACGUGAAAGUUAAAGAAAGGUUGCAAGAUCCAUCUGAUCAAAAUAUGUGGACUAAUGGAUCCAAGAGGGGCUUUGAGUGCUUGAACGAGACAGUCGAAAAUUUUAGCGCCCAUUUCGACUUGAAUGAAGCUGGCAAAAUAUUUAAUGUCAAGAAGGAACUGUACAGAUUUCCUAGUUUGGUGCUGAAUAGUCUGACCUUCUAUUACAAUCUGGAUUCACGCAACACUUGGGAUGUUGUUGACGAAAUGCGAAGGAAGCAGCUGAUUACAGAAGACGAAGCCUACAAUCUGAGUUUUGUUUUAGCUACUGCAUCUGAACUUCGAAUUCGUUCUUACCUUGGAAAAGAUGAACAGAGAGAAAGACUGACUGGUUUACCAUCAGAAAUUGUGGAACUGGAUUUGGCCGGAUCAGUUGCUGGAAAAGCGGGUCCCAGUGGGAUCAAGGUGGAGAAAGCUUUUCACAUUCCUAAUCCAGAUAUCAUCGUUCGGUUUUUCAUGACACUUUUGCCUCUUCAAAGAGCCAUAGAAGAAUUCCUGUCUAAAGAAUCACCAAACGAAUUGAAGAUGUUUUCUGAUUAUAAUCUAUAUGACUGCAGGUACCGGUCAUUUUUGAAUUCUUAUAUGGUGGUAAUAUGUUACCAGUGGCGUAGAAGCAAUUAAUUGUUACAAACAAUCGGUGUCUGUCGCUAUCUGUUCAGUAUAUAAAAACACGAGUGCGUGUUGUUCACAUGAGUUUUUAUAUAAGUUAACUCGCUUCGCUCGCUGUUUUAAUUAAAAAAUUUCUAAUCAUGAUUAACAGCGUAGAAAAUUGAGAUAUUUAAAUGAUGAACCACCAAGUUAUUUUCAUCAAACCUUCAGUGCUAUUCUUCAACAGCAUCUCGUGACCAAAAUCCAAAACGCUCGCUAUUUUAAUUAAAAAAUUUCUAACCAUGAUUAACAGCGUAGAAAAUUUAGAUAUUUAAAUGAUGAACCACCAAGUUAAUUUCAUCAAAAGUGCUUAUUCUUCAACAGCAUCUCGUGACCUAAAUCCAAAAUGCUCAUUUAUUGUUGGUCUACUGUUGACCAUAUUCACAAAUUUUUGAGAAUUGUUUAUUUACGUUUUUCACUACACCAUGUAGGCCGUUAACGAAGGCACGUAUCCAUAUUCGUCUGAUGCAAUUCAAGAAGGCCAAGUCUUGUCUCGAAAGUGCAGUUUGCCUGGUUGAAGAUGAGGUAGAACAUGGAGGUCUGGCCGAAAAUCCAGACCUAGUUGAAACACUUUCAACUCUUGGAAACAUCUGCUUGGAUUUAGGAGAAGUUGAAAAAGGCGUUGAAUAUCUUGACAAGGCAGCUCAAGUUUUGGAAGUGAAGUACAAUGGGGUCAAAACCAACAUGGAAUUCGCAAGCUCUUACCGCGAUCGUGCCACUGCUUACGAAUCACUCGGAGAAUACAAUAAGUCGUUGUCGUUCUACGAACAAGAUCUACGUGUUAAGUUGGCUGUGUACGGAGACAAGCCGCCCGGAAUCGCCAUUGUAGUUUCCUUUAACGGCAUCGCUCGUGCUCAUCAGCAAAUGGAUAAUCUCGAGCAAGCUAUUGUUUUUUACGAGAAAGCUCUGGAAAUCAUUAAAGACGUCGGCAAGACACGGCUGGGAUCAUACUACUGCGUUACCCUAAACAACCUACUGUCCGUCUAUUCCCAGAACGGCGAUAUUGAUAAGGCCUUGGACAGAUACAACGAAUUGUUCGAAACACUAACGACACUGUUUGGAACUGGCGUCCUUCAUCCAUAUUUGGCAUCCUCUCUUGGCAACCUGGCAAGCGCGUAUUAUGAAGCAGAAGUAUACGAGAAGGCAGUGUCGCUUUACAAACAAACGUUAUCUAUGAACGAACGGUUGUAUGGUAAAAAUAAGGUACAUCCCGAAAUUUCUCUAUAACCUGGGACAUUGUUAUUCAAGCCUUUCUGAUCAUGAACAAGCAGUCAAGUAUUUCACAAAAGCACUGGAAAUCCAGAAAUUACUGUAUGGAAAACAAAUCUUGCAUCCAGACGUAGCUACCACGCUUAGUAGUCUUGGUUCAGCAUUUCUCGACUUACAAAAUCUUUCUGCUGCAUUGGAGGCGUACGACGAAGCUCUAAAACUUCUGCGUGUGAUACACAAAGACAACUUUGCACACAGGGACGUCUGCGCUGUUCUCAACAACCUUGGCUUUCUUUACAUCGAGUCGAGUCAAUUUGACAAGGCGGCGAGUUAUUUGGAAGAAGCCAAAAAGCUUUGGCUAGAAAUUUGCGUCGACGGAAAACCUCACGAGGACUUUGCAAGUUGUUUGAACAACUUGGGAAAUGUUUACCGUCAUCUAGGACUAUAUAAAGAGGCGUAUGAAUGCUGUCGCAAGGGACUGGAAAUGAGAAGGUGAGUGAUAUGAUGUUAUCGUUUGGGAUUGUUCAUUGUAGUAUUCAAUUAUUCGAUUGUUUUUGAAGGCCGAAAAAAAGCUUGAUUCGUUGACAAUUGUACUAAUAGAGUUAAGUACAGUACAGAGGCAUCCUAAAACAGCCGGUUGAUCGAUCUGGUUUAGACUAAACUUUGAUGUUUUGAAGUUGAAUGUUCUUUUCGUCAAUUGCCAGGCCCAUAUCUGCAGUUUUUUAGCUUUCAAAACAUCUUUACGUUGAACGAGUAGCUAUUCAGUGAACAGCCCUAUCCGGCUUUCGAAAACACGUCCCAGUUAUGUAAUUUGUGGGACACACCUAUCUUCUUGUUGAACGUCGGACCAACAAAGGCUUAAAUCCCAUAAUGUCGCAGCAUUUUAAAAACAAUGCUGUUUUUCUUCGUUCUUAUUCUAGAUCAUUAUACGAAGGCAAAGAUGGCCUGAAAAAUGCGCCAUUGGCAAAAUCCUUCAUCGACACGGGUCACUGUUGCGUAAGUCUUGGUGAUACCGAAAACGCACUGUCAUACUUUCAACGUGGCUUGGAGAUGCGCAAAGAGAUGAAUAUAGAUGUCGCUGCGGCCUACAGCGAGGUUGCCACUGGAUAUAGUCGCCUUGGGCGGCCACUAGAAGCAAUAAAAUGUUACAAGGAAGUCAUUCGUCUGGACGAAGAGAAGUAUGGAGCCGAAAACGUCCCUGAUUUAGCGCUCAGCACAAACCUGUGUAACUUGGGGAGUGAGUACAUUGUAACCUCGGAAUAUGAGAAAGCAGCUGAAAUGCUAGAGAAAGCAUUGAAGAUUUUAGACGCAAGAGGUGUCUCCAUCGAGCUUGCUGCCGUACUGCACGACUUAGGAACAGUGUAUCGAAACUUGAAAAACUCGGAGAAAGCGUUGUCGUAUUUGGAAAAAGCUCUAUCUGCGAAAAAACAGCUGUACGGUGUUGACAGAGCGCAUUUGGAGACUGCCAAAACUUUAACCAAUCUUGGAAAUCUUUGCUCUCAACUUGGACGAUUCCAGCAAGCGAUCGCCUACUACUCGGAGUCGCUUAACAUGAAAUACGCAUUGUACGGACCCAAUGCAACUCAUCAAAGCAUCGCCAUCACACUUGGUAACAUAGGCAAUGUUUACUAUGAGUUGGGUCAGUAUGAGAAUGCCAUUAAGUACAUCAAAGAUGCUCUGCAAAGGUUUGGCGAUGCGAAAUCGUGCAGUCGUGAAGUUGCUCUCAAUCUGUACAAUUUUGGUCAAGCUUACGAGGGUUUGGCUCACUUUCCUGCCGCGUGCCAAUGUUAUGAAAAAUCUCUCCGAAUUAUGGUGCAGGUCUUUGGCGAGACACAUCCAUUAGUGAAACGAGUCCUGACGAGAUUGUUAAGCAUUCGUGUGUUAGCACAACUGCAAGCUUCACAAGGAAAUAGUUCUGGAUCGGUCUGA
Paramuricea clavata is the source of this 6026-nucleotide messenger RNA. The record is from the annotation of a GenBank genome assembly. Lineage: Eukaryota; Metazoa; Cnidaria; Anthozoa; Malacalcyonacea; Plexauridae.